Messenger RNA from Cololabis saira (Pacific saury), 5539 nucleotides. RefSeq names its product CD99 molecule-like 2 (gene cd99l2). The transcript has 10 exons. The record is from RefSeq and is a predicted model, not a curated record. The coding region runs from base 69 to 812 and encodes 247 amino acids. Lineage: Eukaryota; Metazoa; Chordata; Actinopteri; Beloniformes; Belonidae. Gene Ontology annotation, biological process: T cell extravasation; homotypic cell-cell adhesion; positive regulation of neutrophil extravasation.
ACUGGGACAGAACAGCUGAGCCUGAAACCCGCCGUGUCCCCGUCACUGUGUCCCGCUCCGGAAUCAUCAUGUCCCGCCGCUCCGUGGAGGCUCUGAGCCUGCUGCUGGCGCUGCUGCUGCCGCUGCAAGUCCUGUCCCAGGAGUUUGACCUGGCCGAUGCCCUGGGUCCUGUUGUCACCAAACCACCCACGACGACUGUGAAGCCAGGAGUGCCGGCAGGUGGAGCAGGAGGAGACUUGUCUUUGGACGAUUUCUUCAACGGUGGAGAUGCUGUCGUCACCACCACCACCACCAAAGCCCCACCCAAGGUGCUGCCGAAGGCCACCACCAAGGCUCCAGCCAAGCCCAAGCCCAAGACAGUUGGUGCCGACUUUGACCUGUCAGAUGCCUUGAACCCAGACAACGACAUUCGCGGCCGAGAUAAGAACAAGAAGAAGGGAGGGAGUGAAUUUUCCGAUGACGAUCUGGCCGCCGUCGGCGACGACAACACCUACAAACCCGACAAAGGCAAAGGCGGGCGUCCCAAAGCCGACGAUCCCAUCGAUCAAUACGACGACAACAGCGAGACCACGGCGGAAGUGGGCACCAUUGCAGGGAUCGCUAGUGCGGUUGCCAUGGCGCUGGUGGGAGCCGUCACCAGUUACAUCUCCUACCAGAAGAAGAAGUUUUGCUUCAGUAUACAACAGAGCCUGAACGCCGACAUGACCAAGGCUGAGAACCCUGAAGCGGUGGUGGCAUCAGAACCACAAGUUCAACAAACUCUCCUGGAGCACCCCAAAGCUGAGCCUCCCGCUGCAGCCAACGUUGUGUAGCGCACACACACGUACACGUGCACACAUACACACACACACACACACACACGCACACACAAGGCCUUCUCCGUAGUUAAUCCGAGCUGUGAAUGUACACGGCAGUCCAUGACACCUUCAGGGUUGUGAUCAAUGUGCUCGUUAUCUGUUCCUCUCCGUCUCCGGCUCCAGACUGUUGGACUGUCACUGCUGCUCCUCACAGAACUUUCUAGAAGCUCCUCUCCAUCGCCUUCAACCCACUCCUUCACGGUCUUCAUCUGAACACUGCAAACGCUCAGAAAGGGUUUGCAGAAGACGUCAAACUGUUACCGGGAAUAAAAGCAACAUAGAUGCCAAACAGGGCAUGAGUGUUGAAGCUUCGUCCCCUCGUGAUUGAUCGGUUUGUGUUCAUCAAGGACGACACUGUGAAGUCCGCUGGUCUCCACCAGUCACCUGCCGGCGGGGCGGGACCUCGGCCUCGGCUGCAGGUGACGCCGACAGCCCUGGAACCGCGCAACUGCCAUCGUGGUCCAGUUUACAACCGGACCGUGUCUGGACUCGUUUAUCCGGACUUGUUUAUCGGCACUUGUUUAUCCGGACUUGUUUACCUGGACUUGUUUAUCAGGACUUGUGCGUCUGAAAUUGUUUGUCUGGACUUGUGUGUCCGGACUUUUUUGUCCGGACUUGCGUGUCCGGACUUUUGUGUCUGGACUUGUUUGUUCGGACUUGUGUGUCCAGAGUUACGUGUCAUGACUUGUUUGUCUGGACUUUUUUGUCCGGAGUUACGUGUCCGGAGUUACGUGUCCGGACUUGCGUUUCUGGACUUGUUUGUCCGGACUUGCGUGUCUGGACCUGCGUGACUUGCGUGUCCGGACACACAAGUUGCGUGUCCGGACUUGUGUGUCCGGACUUUUUUGUCCGGACUUGCGUUUCCGGACUUGUUUGUUCGGACUUGCGUUUCCGGACUUGUGUGUCCGGACACGCAAGUUGCGUGUCCGGACUUGUGUGUCCGGACUUGUGUGUCCGGACUUGUUUGUUCGGACUUGCGUUUCCGGACUUGUGUGUCCGGACACGCAAGUUGCGUGUCCGGACUUGUGUGUCCGGACUUUUUUGUCCGGACUUUUUUGUCCGGACUUGCGUUUCCGGACUUGCGUGUCCGGACUUGUUUGUUCGGACUUGCGUUUCCGGACUUGUGUGUCCGGACUUGUUUGUUCGGACUUGCGUGUCCGGACUUGUUUGUUCGGACUUUUGUGUCCGGACUUUUGUGUCUGGACUUGUUUAUUUAGACUUGUGUGUCUUCUCUAAAGUCCCUCGGAGGACGGACAGAUAAGCCGGAGUAACUUGUUCACCAAGGACAGCUGUGCAGUGGCCAUAUUCUGCUGAGUUCCCGUGUUUUGAGUCCAGUCCGGCGACUCUGGACUCUGCAGGACGCCAGGACCCUGAAUCCUUCCUGAAUCAGGCCUGUCCGACUGAACGAUGUCGUCCGACUGAACGAUGUCGUCCGACUGAGCGAUGUCGUCCGACUGAACGAUGUCGUCCAACAGGAUGUAGGCGGCAUACGAAGCGGUAAACUAACAGAGUUUUGCGGUGAAGAUGCUUAAAAACCUGGUUAAUGAAAGUGUCCUCCGUGAAGGGUUAUUAACGAGGCCGGACUGUAGACGAUAACGUUUCACAGCCAAAAACACGUAGCUGCAAACGUCCCAGAAGCAUAAAUACUAUAUUGGCCCGAAUAUAAGACGGUGUUUUUUGCAUUGAAAAUAAGAGAAGAGAUAACAGAAAAUGGAGAAACGUAGCGACAAUCUGGAGAAAAGUGGGUGGAAGAUCGGCAGGUUAACCAGCAGUUGAGGAGAAGUUAUGAUGCAAACUUCAAGAUGAUGAUUUGAAUGAGGCAAAAUAACAUGCUUUUUUUCUCGAUUAUAUUGUUAUAAUCAUUUGUUUCAGAUGUACUGUCAUUAUUUUCUGUAUAAAAAUUGAAUUUGGUGUUCAAAAAGUCUUUUUUCAAACUUGAGUCUUGAAAAAGAGGGGGUUGUCUUAUAAUCAGGGUCGUCUUAUAUUCGGGCCGAUACGGUAAGACAACAAUAGUAACACAACUUUUAAAGCGACUGAAGCCGGAUCUGAACCACCUGACCUGGAUAUUACAAGAAAACAAGUUCUGCCCUCAGUGAUGUCACAGAGAGCCAGUUUAAAAAAAAAAAAAAAAAAACUCCACAUGGAAGUGUUCCUCUGCACCAAGGAAACGGAGGAGUUUGUGAAAUACAUCAGUUUUGAGCGUCGCUAACACUUAACGCCAUGAUAACAGAAGAACACGUCGGAAAACACGGGAAGCAAAAUAUGGCCACUCCCAGAAAUAAAACCUGAACUCGACCUUUUUGGUGACUGUGUGAUGUCAUGAGUCACAUGUUCACGCAUUUAAACACUGAAACACCCCGACUGCAGAAACGCAAUGAGAUGCGAGCCAGGAACGUUCCAGAUCCUCAUUCACACCGUCAAGGGUUUUACUGUGGUCGGUGCCUCGUCGGCAGACAGAUGUUACCGUCCGUCAGCACAUAUGUUCCUGCAGCGCUUCUGUGCCAUGCUGCUGCUGCUGCUCUGAAGUGAGCAGAGGAACUUCCUGUUGUACAUUUAAGUUGAUAAACGUCUUCAAACUGUAAGUAAUCCGAUCACUAUAAUGGCGCUUUUCCACUAGUACCUACUCAGCCCGACUCGACUCACCUCGGUUCUUUUCCACUAGGGGUCUAACGUGCCGAGUAGAUACUUUUUCUGUAACUACUCUGCCGAGGUUGUAAGCGGCUGAGUCGGGCUGUGAUGUCAUCACAUUACAGGCCACCGAUUGGUCGGGGGGUUGGAGUCAGACGUCUGAGUCAGGAGGAGGAAAUCAGCGAAAGAGCGACUCUGACGUGGCUUUUUCUUAAUUCUAUUCGACCAGCGCAAAAGUCUGGUUCAUGAUCCAACUCUGAGGUGCAGAUGUUCAUAAACCUCUCUUAAAAAAGAGAAUUAAAAAGGGAUCUAGACGGGCGAUAAGGAAUGACCAGAUCUACCAGGAGCUCUGUCACUUCAUAGCUGCUCGCGACUACCAACGGACUUUUCAGCAGCGCAGAGAAGAAAAAAAAAAAGCGUCGACACUUGAAGUUUCUCUCACUCUCAUUUUUUAACUUGAUAUCGAACACAAGUCACAGACCCAGCAGCACAUCUAUCAUCUCCUCCAGGUUCUACAUCUUUAGUGUUGUUGUCUUCUUCGUUUAGAUCACACUAUCAAAUACAUCAUAGUAGCUUCACUCCAACCUCCUACUUCUGCUCCAGGUGCUGAAUUGUUAUGGAAAAGAAAACAGCCCGAGUUGAGAUGAGCCGAGCUGAGUUGAGUCGAGCUGAGAAGGUUCUAGUGGAAAAGCGCCAUAAUCACCAGAGGCAAUUCCUCACAAAAUGAACAAACGCAUAAAGAUGGAGUGGUGGGGCUCGUCUUCGACUCACCUGGAUGGUCAGUCUGAAACUGGUGGAUCCAGCUCUGCCCGCCACACCAACCUCUGCAGCUUCUCUGUAGCGUUAACCGGAUUACUUUAAUCAGACUACUAUAGUCGGAUUACUUUAGUCAGAUUACUUUAAUCGGUUUACCUGGAUCAGAUAACGCUAUUCAGGUCUGGGACAGCUCCAACUGUAAUUAAAGUAACCAGCACUUUGAAAGAUCUUUCCGCGGUUUAAAUCUUCCGCACCAACGCUGGAUUGUAAACUGUUUUCUUGUGUAGCGUCUUUAUCCGUCACCGCGGAUCCUCUCCUCUUCAUGGGUGUUUUUUGAUGCAAUAGAAGUGUAGAUGUUUGCAGUUGUGAUGUUGUGACGGUUGUACGUACGACUGCCAGUAGUUAAGUGUGUAAAGCAGAUCAAUAAUCCUGAUUACUCUUGGUGUGUUUUUAUGUUUCUCACUAGAUCUUCUCAGAAGGUAUAGACUUUUUAAACCUUUUUCACGUCUGAGCUUCUUGCUGGUUUGUGGACUGCUUGUUGUGCAGCUUAUUGAUCCUGAAUGUCCCUGAAUCAAAGCGUCUCACUUGGAGACAGAUGCCUUUCAGCUAGUUUCUAAAUCAGCUUUUCAAUGGCUCCCAGAGUGGAUUGAAACUCUCAGCUUCAGAUAAAACUUGAAUAAAUGUGCUCGUGUCGUGUCGUGUCUGGUAGAAGAUGGUAGAGUGAUGUUUGAAGUGGUUGCAGUUGCUGUGGAGACUCUCCAACGAGGUUCUUCUGUGCCGAAACAUCACUUCCUGUUUGUAACAAGCUCAGGUGGGCGGGGCCUUAAACCCGUGGGCGGGGCCAGACGGGCUCCAGUCAGAUGGAAUCACCCAAAUGUCGUGUUGCAAAAAAACAUUUGAUUUAUAGCAAAAACAUGAUUCCACCAAAGAGCAGCUGCAGAAAACCACUUCCCGGGGAAGAAACCGGUUUAUUGGAGCUCCACCUGACGGAGACUCAGGAUAAUCAAUCAACUGAGUCCAGUUCACCUGAGCAGAAUAUUCAGAACACAACAGCAGCAGCCAGGCCACAUACUGACCUGUCACGUCACCUUUGAUGCCUUAUACAGCCCGAGGCAGGAGAAGCUGGAUGAUUUGAAAUUAAGAUAAAUAAAAGAGGAAGUUCACGUUUUCUCUUUUAGACCCGUUUUAGCGUUUCAGGUCAGAAACUACAGAAGAGUAUUAAGGCCAUGCAGGAGAAAAAAUAUUUGAGAGGGGAAGAUUUUUUUUUAUUGUGCACUUCGAGAAAAAAGUCAAAAUGU